Pelobates fuscus (common spadefoot toad) is the source of this 900-nucleotide messenger RNA. RefSeq names its product adaptor related protein complex 2 subunit sigma 1 (gene AP2S1). The record is from RefSeq and is a predicted model, not a curated record. NCBI's taxonomy places the organism in Eukaryota, Metazoa, Chordata, Amphibia, Anura, Pelobatidae. Gene Ontology annotation, molecular function: clathrin-cargo adaptor activity. Gene Ontology annotation, cellular component: membrane coat; AP-2 adaptor complex; intracellular membrane-bounded organelle. Bases 102 to 530 code for a protein of 142 amino acids. The transcript has 5 exons. Gene Ontology annotation, biological process: intracellular protein transport; clathrin-dependent endocytosis.
CCUGCUUUCUCGCCCAGUGGUGCAUGGGAGUUGUAGUUCCUCCGGAAAUCCGGAGCGGGUGACAGGAAGGGAAGGGAGAGCAGCAGGGAGAGAGCUCAGCCAUGAUUCGUUUUAUCCUGAUACAGAAUCGUGCCGGUAAGACUCGCCUGGCUAAGUGGUACAUGCAAUUUGACGAUGAUGAGAAGCAGAAGCUGAUUGAAGAGGUCCAUGCGGUGGUUACGGUCAGGGAUGCCAAGCACACCAACUUUGUGGAGUUCAGGAAUUUUAAGAUCAUCUACCGACGAUAUGCCGGGCUGUACUUCUGUAUCUGUGUGGAUGUGACGGAUAAUAACCUGGCUUACCUGGAGGCUAUCCACAACUUUGUAGAGGUAUUAAAUGAAUAUUUCCACAAUGUAUGCGAGUUAGAUCUGGUGUUUAAUUUCUAUAAGGUUUAUACAGUGGUAGACGAGAUGUUUCUAGCUGGUGAAAUUCGAGAAACCAGUCAGACAAAAGUUCUGAAACAACUGCUGAUGUUACAGUCCCUGGAAUAAGAUGGACUCUUGUCAAUGCUGUGCCCUGUGUACAUAGAUCUAUAUGGCAUCCAUUAUAUCACUACAUUCCUAGCCAGAAAGAGCAGUCUCUCUCUCUCUGCAAUUAUAACCCCCCUGUAUCCAGAGCUGUCUUUAAUCUACCCUCUCUACCAUAACAUCGAGGUAUAAGUAUUCCGCCCGAUUCUGUAUCAGUCAUGUCCUUCCUAACCUGUCCAUCCAGCCAUGACUAUAUAAUGCCCCAUUCUGUCCCUCUCUCUAACUGCUCCUCUCCCCUUCCUAGCAUCUCCCGCUCUGGACCAAUCAUGUUCUACCAUCUUUUUUGUAUACCUUAGUUGUGAUACAAUAAAUCGUUAAUGUGUGAACUCGACAA